Lates calcarifer (barramundi perch) is the source of this 1584-nucleotide messenger RNA. RefSeq names its product uridine-cytidine kinase 1 (gene uck1). The coding region runs from base 118 to 945 and encodes 275 amino acids. Gene Ontology annotation, molecular function: kinase activity; ATP binding. The transcript is spliced from 7 exons. Gene Ontology annotation, cellular component: cytoplasm; cytosol. The record is from RefSeq and is a predicted model, not a curated record. Lineage: Eukaryota; Metazoa; Chordata; Actinopteri; Centropomidae.
GUUGAAAGAACGUCAGUUCUCGCGAGAAGCGCGCGUUGUUGUUGCCACAGAUAGCACAGCUAGCGCCUAGCCGAGCUAUCUAGAUUUCUGCAGUCUUUCGCUUUCUGUUGGACUGCAAUGGACCCUCUCGGAGCCCUAGACGAGGCAGAGAGGCCACUGCAUCGUCCGUUUUUAAUCGGGGUUAGCGGAGGUACCGCCAGUGGCAAGUCAACAGUUUGCGCCAAGAUCAUGGAGCUCCUUGGCCAGAACAAGGUGGACCACCGCCAGAGGAAGGUGGCUAUUAUAAGCCAGGACAGCUUUUACAGAGUCCUGACUCCAGAGCAGGAGGCAAAGGCGCAAAAGGGCCAGUAUAACUUUGAUCACCCAGAGGCAUUUGACAAUGAGUUAAUGUACAAAACCUUGAAGGACAUUGUGGAAGGAAAGGUGGUUGAAGUGCCAACAUAUGACUUUGUCACCCAUUCCAGGUUGGAAGACAGGAUCACAGUUUACCCAGCAGAUGUGGUCCUCUUUGAAGGGAUCCUGGUUUUCUACCCCCAGAAAGUGCGUGAUAUGUUUCACAUGAAGCUUUUUGUGGACACAGAUUCAGACGUCAGGCUGUCUCGCAGAGUUCUGCGAGACAUGAGCAGAGGGAGAGACCUUGAGCAGAUUCUCACACAGUAUACAACGUUUGUCAAGCCUGCUUUUGAGGAAUUUUGCUUGCCUACCAAGAAGUACGCAGAUGUCAUCAUUCCACGGGGAGUUGACAAUAUGGUGGCCAUCAACCUCAUCGUGCAGCACAUCCAGGACAUUCUGAACGGAGACAUCUGCAAAUGGCAGCGGGCGUCCAUCAACAGCCACGGGCGGGGCUUCAAACGGGCGAUUUCCGAGCAGGGCGACCUGCAGAACGGAGCCAUUAAUCCUCCUGGGAAGAGGGUCCUGCUGGAGCCCAGUAGUCGGCCUCACUGAAAACUGUGUGGAUGGAUGGAUGGAUGGAUGUGCCCAGACUGUGAAGAUGAGCUUUGAGUUGGGAUCGCUGCUACUGAUUUGUGCAGAGUGGGUCAGUGACUGUCAAUGCCAGUCUCAGCCUCUGCAGCCUUUUAAAAAAAAAAAAAAAAAAAAAAAGAAUAUCCACAGUAACAAUGUUGCAAGCAUUUAGUGUUGCAACCUCUUCAUAAUUCUACUGUAAUUACUGCUGCAUAACAAAUAUGCUAAUAGUUUGCUUUUCACAUGUAAAAGUCUUCCAUGAUAUUAUUUGAUUUUUUCAGUGUUAACUGCAAUCUGAUGACCUGUUACUGAAAUGGAAGGUUAUAUAUUCGAGGCUACGAGGUGUUAUUUAAAUGUUCAAUUUCAAUCACGAUUUUGCACUCUAAGUUUGACCUUGUAAUUAUUAUACAAGCUUUUGCUUUUUUGUUGCUUCAAUAGAGGUUAAUAUAUUUACAUUAUAUUAAUAAUGUGUUGUAGGUACCUCAUUGCUUUCCCUGUUUCUGCUUUUAAUAAGUAUUGAGUACUUCCUUUGGAUUAUUUAAUUCUUAAUACAUGCCUUAAUUUUUUAAAGUUCAUUUUCCACGCACCAUUCUGCUACGACAAUAAAUUGGACUUCUGUUA